AUGCAAGUACAUUGGGCGAACGCAAAGGCAGUUGGCAGCCAGNNNNAGGAGGAGGAGGAGGAGGAGGAGGAGGAUGAGAAGGAGGAGGAGGAGGAAGAGGAGGAGGAGGAGGAGGAGGAGGAGGAGGAGGAAGAGGUAGAAUAACAACAACACCUGCAGUCAGGGUAUAUCUUGACGCUGUUCUUUUCCCAUAUGAAUAACACAGUUAAUCAUUAAAACAACGGUACGUGCUGUGAAUUCAGAAGUUGAGCAUAGAACAGUACGGACUGUCGCCGUGAAGACGUUCAGGUUGGUUUUCAAGAAUUACGACUAUCAGGCAAAUGCCUGCAUACUACCCUUUUAAAAAGUCUGCUGAUUUGUUUACACGCGAGAUACUUCUAUGCGCUUUUGAGGACUUUGCAGCAAUUUGAGGAACAGGAGGGUCUUCAGGUUGCAGAACCCUUAGUUGAGGAAAAUUUGUUGCAGUCAGGGGAACUGUUAUCCGGAAAAUAAUAGGAUCAAGGAACGACUUGGAGAUAACUUAGGGUUUGAAGGUUUCGGUGGCAUGUGUUCGAUGAGCGAAACAACGUCAGUCUAGAGUGUACACCUCUUCAUCUUCUCUCCUUCGCUAUUCUCCCGCACAGUUUGGUAUCGAUACUCUGAUAGUACUAAUAUCAAUAACAGUAAUGCUUAUAUUCUGGGAUAAAUAGCACUAGAUGAAAAUAAAAAUGGGCCCAAACUUAUUGGCCAUUGAGCUGCCUCGGCCGCAGGACAUUGGAAAAGCAGGCUUGAUGGCUGAAACAGUGAUUUUGUUCGCCUGUGAUUUCGGUUUCAUUCAAGAACCGAUAAGCGAUAACAGCAACGCCUGGGAAAAGUAGUAACUCCAGCAUUCAUCGCAGCGGUUUCCACUUCGCACGAUGAUGCCCUGGUCGUCCGCAUCCGAGUCGUCAACCGCGUCAAGUUCAUCAAUGUUGUUGGUGCUUGAUGCGAUAAUUACUCAGCAAUUUGCUCCACCAAAUCUGCCGCCGAAAGCAGCGUUUACUUUCGCGAUUCUGUUAGACUAAUUACUCAACCAAGGGGAGGUCAAAAGAAAGAAGUGAGAACGAUUGUUGAAAAAACCUGAACAAGAGAACUAUGAUUCACAUGCUCUUCUCUCUUUCUCUCUCUCUCAGAUGUUAAUGUUAAGAUUUAAGGUUUAGAUGGGAUCCUUCUAGGGAGCCACGGUUUACGAGGUGGCGUCAGUCUUCUCGUUGGUUAUGCGUGUUCAGAUAUCCGCGUCUGGCGUUGUCUUUUUGGUUCUCCUGUUUAGUUGCUUUGUUACAAUUAAACCAGGCUUGCUUGACUACUCCAGACAUUCACUGCUGUGGCAGCGGAUCUUUUGGGCACAUUGCUUAACCCUAACAGCUACCUUCGGUCUAUAUGCAACCCCAGGCCUAAGUGCUGUGAUGUGGUGUAGUCAUUCUUGACGUGCAGGAGCACUCGGUAAAUCUAGUGUUUGAAUCGAUUUUAUCUCUUGUCUCAUUUACACAAGCACCAGUUAACAAAGUUACAUGGAUGUUCAUGCACGUUAAGCUGUGCCGAGGCGCCAGACUACCUUGCCUUUCCCUACCUGUUCCUCAUUCUUGAACUUACGGGUUGUUUAACUGAAUGGAAGGAACACAACUCGACGCGACGCGCUUGGCAUGAGUUGGAUUGUCAGGUCGUUUGACUUUUGAUUGUUAAUUCCUUCAUAACUCUGAUCUUAUCCUGAUGUUCAUAGUCUGGGAUUGACGGUUCUGUCUUUAGCGCUCGCUACAAAGCCUCCAUAAAAAGCAUUGUAAUCCAGUAGCCUUCGUUUCCGAUUCGCUGGAAUAGGUCCCAACGGGUCAAUCACAUCUGCGACUAAGGGCACGGUUGCUGCUUAAGCCAACUACUUGCAUCACGUUUGUCGCCUAAAUAAACAUUCGAGUCAUAAUGGUAUUACCGAAAACCGACAGGGCAACGGGCUCGUGGCCCGGUGGAUAGAGGCGUGGACUUCUAAACCAACAGGUCGCGAGUUCGAGGCUCGGGUGCUCCACACUUCGGGCUUGGGUAUGGCUGGCUGACGACGGCUAAUAAGCCAGAAAUGGCCAUUUCAGUCUCCCUUGUCUUUGUCGGUAAUACCAUUCUGCCUAUAUAUCAUGCGCCGCUGUGCGGCUGCUGGUUGGGCUCGAGUGAGAGCCCUUAAGGCACAACGGAACGAGUGAGUUCCGUAUGAACGAUCAACGAGCGCCCCCUAACAUUCAAACAUUCGAGUUUUUAUUGUAACGUAAGAGGACAUCAAGAAAUAUCCAACGAUUGUCAUCUUUCUGCUCAAUCGUGAUUUGUACAUCCGGGCGGACGAUUUUGAAAUGUUCACUGAUUGUUAUCUAUUGAUCUUAGACGACAGCGAAGAUAUCUCGUACAUAUUGUUCCGUUUUUUUGCACGACUGCUCUAACCAUGAAGCCGUUGUAAUAGCUUUCAGUCGUUCGUUGAUUAUGCCGUCCGACGUGAAUCUCCUCCUAUGACGGAACUUCGGGAGUUGGGGUGAUGUGGGUAUAUCUAAAGCACUUGUGCGUUCCAUUUUUACCGUCCUCCAGGAGAAAUUCAGUAGUCUAGACAAACAAGACUAGAAAAAAUAGGCAAAAUUGAAGGUGGCUCUCUUGGCGGAAGACCAACCGUUUUGAAAAUUUUUAAGUGCCGUGUUAACGAACUGGCUGUUGUUGUCGUACUAUUUGCACGAAGGAUGCAAUCAAAGUUACGGGCCUGUAGAUGUGAUUGUUGCGUUGUUCUAUAAACCAUGCCCAGUUCGUCAAAUAAUUAGCAAAGUUCUUAGUUAUGGCAGACUUUAGAACAGGAGAAAAUACAUUGAAACACAAUCUGCACACCACUGGAGGAUCUUCGGUUUCCCGUUAAAUAUGCCUAUGAUUCGCAUGGUUUUCGGGUGGCCGACUUUGUCAUUAAUCGAAUUUUACUUUUGUGUCUUGAUUGGUCCAUCCUGAUUUAUAACUGCAAUGGCCCUAGUAGCUUAGUUGACAGAGGCCAAAAGUUACCACUUCGGUUAGGGCUCUCUGUGUGCAUGUGGGUCGUCAGCUGUGCAGUUAGGACAAUGACACCAAGCUGUUCGGUAAAACAGGCCGGUGUUCAGAGAUCCGGAGAGGCAUUCUGGUCGGAAUUGCUUAUAUGGUUCUCAAACAGGACAAGCGAAUAGGAACGCCCCGCCCACGUUAUACAGGUGUCAUUCUGCCUUAUCCCGGGCAAGGUAGACAUUCCAGAAGAAGAAGAAGAAGAAGAAGAAGAAGAAGAGGAAGAGGAGGAGGAGAAGGAGAAGGAGGAGGAGAAGGAGGAGAAGAAGAAGAAGAAGAAGAAGAAGAAGAAGAAGAAGAAGGAGGAGGAGGAGGAGGAGGAGGAGGAGGAGGAGGAAGAGGUAGGUGCGAUCAAGGGAACAAGAAGUUUACUGGCCUGACGCUUCGGACGCUCACUUGAACCCAUCAUCAGGGGCGGUCUCAGAUAAAGAUAAUGGAUGCACAAUGACUGCAGUAUUUAUAGUACCUAGCUGCCGUGGUGUCGCAUGCGUACUAUAAUUAACAGUUCUCGUUAUCACGGCUGUGGGUCGUAAUCAAGGCGACGAAGCUGUCUUUGUGCCUCCACUACCUUUAUCUGCAACCGUGGGAUUCGAGCGAGAAUCCGAAAAAGCAGGCCAAAAAAACUUCUUGCAUCUCCUUCUUCUUCUGACCUGCUUUCUUGCAGUUGCCUGUUUGCUUCUAUCGUCAAGGUAAACAUUCCCGUGUCCUAACCCUAACAUUAAUUCUGGUCCAAAUCUUAACAGUAUUCAAAAUCAUAAUUCUUACCCUACCCUUAACCCCAAUUUCCCUGUAAUCUAGUGGUUCCUGUUUCCAUUUCCUGUGGGGCGGCUAUAUAGGCACUCCCUGCAGUCUCUUUUUUAUAUUGUCCAUCCUCGACUCUGGAGAGACACUUUAUAACUUGUCAAUUAUCUUUUCGCGACAAAUGUAAGAAUUGGUCAGUUCGCUUGCACAGGUGUAGUGGAUGUAGUGUAGUAAAACUCGCAAUAGGUCAAUGUUAGCACUGGCAGCCCAAUUUUACGAUUAACUUCCAAAAUGAGUCUUUUCCAUUAUCACUGAUUUUACUAAAACAUAUUGUACUGGAAACCUCAUGUCUGUUGUUUAAAAUGAGGUCAAACACGCAUUGUCUAAAGGUCUAACUCUUAAACGAUGGCAGUAUCGUCCAAAGAAUAUGCCAAAUGAACGGCAAGGAGUGUACGAACCAUCACCACAUUUCAAAAGGACAAAGAUAGAAGGGUUUGAUGCAUUACAAGUUCCGGGUUUAUGUGCAUCAAUGUUAAGUGCGAAUUAGUGAAGACUCCAGUUAGAUUAAAUGCUUUAAUCAGGAAUCAUUGACUGAACUAACUAGAUAAACUCUCGAAUGGAUGGAAAAUCGCUUCAGUGGGCAUAUACAAUUGAUAAAUGCGGCGGAUAUUCAUAAACAAAUAUAGCAACCCUAGGAUAUCGGCCUUUCAAAAAGACUUUUUCCUAGACUUCUGUAUCACUCGCACUUACGGAAACAUUACCGGGACAGUGUAUUUGCAAAAUUUUUGAAGAAGAAUCGUCUUUUUAGCCCUCCACCUUUACUCAUGGACAUUUUUUCCGCCUCAACAAAAGAACUCGAUUAAAUGACUAGAUGAAAUGUGAGUCUGUCCAGUGAUGAUUUGGGCCAAAAUGCUAUGCCGCUCGAACGAAAACGAUCAAUACCGCAAAAAUGACAAUCAAAAUUUCCCCGAACUUUUCGAUAUUUGUUUGAGUUGCAGGAUUACUGGUCGCAAUGCGAGAGAUUGCGAGGGCUCUAGACCAAACUUCUAAACCUAGCAAUGAGAUCUUAUUUGUACUGUAAUUAGAUCGAGUUAAUGUAUGCAUGUACAGUAGGCGGGCUAACUCAUGAAUUGUCAAACGAAAUUCCGAAAUACGUUUUCGUUCCGAAAAGAUUAAUUAAGUAGGGUUGUAAAACUAGUCAUCUUGCAACAUAACUCUAUGAUAUUGUAGUUAUCUCAGAAUACCGGCUUUCGAAUGAACUUCCUUCCAGGUGCAAGUAAAAAUUAUACUCCGAUAAAAUGACCAUUUAGGUAGCAUGAUUUUUUCCCAUUGAUUUUCGAUGCUCCUAGAAGUACAAUUAUAUUUCAUGGAAAACAUGCAUAAAAAUAUUCUUCUUUUGCUCAUUCGGUAGAAAAUUACGUCUUCUUCUAAUUUUAUUCUCGAAUAAGGGACAUAAUUCGGUUUUAAAAACGGUUCUAAUUAUGGGACUUUUUAAUACCGUGAAAUGGCCGUUCAUAAGUCAUGUCUCCGCAUUUACCAAUGUGGCUUGUAAAGUUAACAAUAUGGAUCAAAUCCAAUGUUAAAUUUUAUGAAUCCUAUAUGGUCCCCCUUUAUUACCGUAGAGAAAUGUGUGGUUUUUCGUACGCGGAAAAUAUACGGCUUGUAGUUUGGAAACCCUGAAUCCAAGUGUAACGGUGGAGCGGGUUCAAAAUUAGUCGGAAAUUGGAAAAGUUUUUGAAAAGCGAAUAAUACUCUUCUGUCGAGUACAGGAUUGGAAGACGACGUAAUUAUCUACAGAAUGGACAAAAGAAUGAAUAUUUUGAUGAAUGUUUUCCAUGAAAUAUAAUUGGACUUCUAGGGGCAUCGAAAAUCAAUGAGGAAAAUUUAUGCUACUCGCCUCUGUCUUUACAGAGUGCAGUUUCUGCAUGCAGCCGGAUGGUGCUUAGGGUUAAAAUUGACCGCAUAGAGCGAGAAAAAUUCCGCCACCUUUAUUUAUCGGUCUACCCGUAAAUCUUUCGCCCUUCAACUCUGCUAUUAUAACUAGACGGACUUCGACCAGGUAGUCAAUUGCCUGUUCGUGACCUCUACCAUCCAUACGAAGCUUGUCUGAUUCAAGAAACCAAUGGAUCUGUGUGCGCCCACUCCUGAUUGAAUGCGCACCCGAUCGGCAGCCACAGAGAAUGGCAAGUUGCGAGGCACUGAUUAACUUCGGUUCGAUGAAGUGCUUAUGACCCAUCUGCUAGAACCCGUCUGUGGACCAUCUGCGCCGCGUACGAGCGGGUUUUAUUUUUCUGUUCAGAGUUGGUGGCCAGUUUUAUAAUCGGUUGAAUGAAAGCAAAAUAAGCCAGAAACAGUGCUGUAUCAAUCUACCCCCCAGACUCUGUCGUCUCCCCUCUGCUAUCAUACCUUGGCCAACUUCGGCCUAGUAGGUGGUUACCUGUUCGUGACCCCUAUCGCCCAUACGAAGCUUGUUUGCUUUGGGAAGCCAAUGGAUCGGUGUGCGCUCAUUCCUGAGUGAAUAAAUACCCAAUCUGCAGGAACAGAGGAUGACAGGUGGCUAGGCACUGAUGAACUUCGGUUCGAUGAAGUGUCCAUGACCAACCUGGUAGACCCCGGUGGUGGAUCAACUGCGCCAGGUGCGUCUGUGCGUAUGUUUGUGUUUUUGAUACCAGCUGGUGGUUAGGCUUAUGAUUGGCUGAAUGAAGGCAAACAAGCACGAAACAGUGCUGUUUCAAUCUACCCCCCAGACUCUGUCGUCCCCUCCUGCUAUCAUAGCUUGGCCGACUUCGGCCUGGUAGGUAGUUACCUGUUUGUGACCCCUAUCGCCCAUACGAAGCUUGUUGGCUUCAAGAAGCCAAUGGAUCGGUGCGCGCCCAUUCCUGAUUGA
Spirometra erinaceieuropaei is the source of this 6691-nucleotide messenger RNA. Lineage: Eukaryota; Metazoa; Platyhelminthes; Cestoda; Diphyllobothriidea; Diphyllobothriidae. The record is from the annotation of a GenBank genome assembly.